AUGAAAGCUGUGUUGAAGGAGACCAUGAGGCUUCACCCUCCAUUGCCAUUAUUGGCUCCAAGAGAGAGCAGUGAGAGUUGUGAGAUUAAUGGAUUCACAAUGCCCCCAACAACCCAGAUGCUUGUGAAUGCAUGGGCCAUUGGGAGGGACCCAACUUGGUGGGACAGAGCAGAGGAAUUUGUGCCAGAGAAGUUCUUGGAGUCUGAGAUUGAUUAUAAAGGUCUGAACUUUGAGCUCAUCCCUUUUGGAGCAGGAAGGAGGAUUUGCCCUGGAAUCACUCUUGCUCUUGCUAAUGUUGAGCUUCCUCUUGCUAAUCUUCUGUUCCACUUCGACUGGCAACUUCUUGAUGGGCACACCACUCUUAAUCAGGAUUAUCUCUUCGCCAUUCCUGUUUCUCAGCAUCUUGCCCCCUCUUCAAGGGACAAUUGCGUCUCGUCGCCUAUUACAUCUGAGCAGUGCAAAAUAUAA
Molecule: messenger RNA, 468 nt
Organism: Prosopis cineraria
Lineage: Eukaryota; Viridiplantae; Streptophyta; Magnoliopsida; Fabales; Fabaceae
Product: tabersonine 16-hydroxylase 2-like
Exons: 1
Coding region: 1-468 (155 amino acids)
Molecular function (GO): heme binding; oxidoreductase activity, acting on paired donors, with incorporation or reduction of molecular oxygen; iron ion binding
Source: RefSeq, a predicted model, not a curated record